Molecule: messenger RNA, 1774 nt
Organism: Bolinopsis microptera
Lineage: Eukaryota; Metazoa; Ctenophora; Tentaculata; Lobata; Bolinopsidae
Product: dynein axonemal assembly factor 4-like
Exons: 8
Coding region: 36-1433 (465 amino acids)
Biological process (GO): outer dynein arm assembly; inner dynein arm assembly; cilium movement
Molecular function (GO): protein binding
Source: RefSeq, a predicted model, not a curated record
UAGCUAGUAGUGUCGCUGCUGAACACCUUGGAAAGAUGCCGAUAAUAAUGAAAGAUUAUCAGUGGACAGAGUCAGAAACUCGAUUAGACUUGAGUUUACCUCAGAAAGGAAUUAGAAGCAAUAAGAUUGAUGUAAUGGUCACAAAUCUCUAUGUAAAGGUUAACUACAGUCCAUACUUUUUUGAUGUUCACCUAAAACAUGAAAUAGAUGACUGUAAGACACGAGUGGUCAUGGCAGAUAAUACAAUUACAUUACAUCUGAUAAAAGAGGAACCUAUCCUAUGGGAAACCCUUGUUAAUCCUGCAUCAAAAGACUCAUCUAGAAGGAAAGAACUGGUGGCAGCUGCGUACAAAUAUCACGAGGAGAAAGUAAAAAGUGACACGGACAAGAGGGCAAAUGUCAAAGCAGAGCAAAAUAAAAUGGCUUUGAGGACAGCCAUGGAUGUAGAUUCGGGUGAAAAGGAAAGAAUAGAAGCAGUAAAGCAAGCAGAACGAGAUAAAGUGGCCAAGGAGAUGGACGAAUGGCAGAACCUUGAUGAUGAUGAGAAAGAGAGACAAUACUUGAAGGCUAAUAAAACUCGAAGGCAACCAGAGGAUUUAGAGACAAAUGCAAGUGAAGACCACACAACCGAAGAUGUCAGCAACGAUACUACGAUAGUUUCCGACUCAGAAAAAUCAAAAUCUACUGUUGCAGAGGACAAUUUAUCUCAUAAUGAAGCCGAUGAACGAGCCAGAAAAUUUGAAAAGAUUAAACACAAUUUAGCAAAUCCUUUGAAGUCAGGCAAAGACAAAACAAAAGCUGAGAAAAAGCCUAGUAAGGAGGAGAAACCAAUGUGGGAGACAAGUGGUCCAAGACAACAGACAGAAAUUACUGUAUCAUUCACCCCCAGGUUCUUCCCAUCUGCUGCAAGGGAGUCAACUGCUGCUGACGAAGAGGCUUGGUUCGAAAAGAACGUCAAGGCACAGACAGUGCUAAAGGCUAAAGAUGCGGACACAAAAGAAGAUGAGAGGAAUCCUGUGUGGCUAUCUGACAAGGCUGGUGUAUUCUACAAAAUGGGAAACUUCCCUGCGGCUAUCAAUGCGUACUCGGAAGCUAUCAAGAUCUCUCCAAAACUACCUAAACUGUAUAUAAACCGGGCAUCUUGCUACAUUGUUCUGAACCUGUAUGAUGAUGCUGUUAUAGACUGCACUCGAGCGCUGGAUCUCUUAACACCUCCUGUCGAGGCUAACCGACUGUCUAGGGUGCGCACUCUGGCAAAGCGGGGCUCUGCAUUUUGUCAGCUCGGAUCUUUAAAUAGAGCUCUGGAAGACUACGAGCUAGCCUCCAAGUUAUCGCCUGACAACGAACCGAUCAAAAGAGAUCUCGAAGUUCUGCGAGCUCAGACGGGAGACAAUGCCUUAUUACAAGAACAGUCUACCAUAACUGUUUCAUGAUGAUGAAUUUGCCUAUCCCAGUUUAUCACUCCAGUUUUGAUGGCUGAUUUUUGUUCAUGUCCAUCAUUUUCAGAAAUACAAAAUCAGGUUGUAACCAUCCAUAUUUAUUAUUUAUAUGUAUACAUGUAUUUAAUUACAUAUACCACUACCGGUCACCAGUAUUUUAACGUUAUUUGUUUCAGUUAUUUGCUACUUUGAUUUGGCUACUUUGUUUCUUGAUGCGACACAACAUCGUUUUGUUUUUCACAAUAUUCGGUAACCAUGGCAACGAGUACCUGUGUACAUAUAACAUUUUGUACAUAUUCCCAAACAAUCUGUUUAUAAACGUUUCCCACUUUUCA